GUCCCUUUGGCUAAUAAUACAGCCUUUUCUUUGAAAAAGAAGAGAGCAGCACAAUUCCUCUCUCCCCUUCCCUUCUCUUCCUAAAGCCCUUCUUCUCCUGUGCCACAGGUCAAGGAGGGAGUGUGCCAAGGUUUUGCUGAGAUAAGGGAAACGCUUUCCAGCGCACAGAGCCAGGGCCAUUCUUCCUGAGGAACCUGGUGGUGGACAGGUGAGUGGGUAGCCAGCCCUGCCAGGAAGGACCGGACGGACCUCACGGACCUGGAGGACAAGGUGGGCCUGAAGGUUGGCAUCAUGUCGGACAUGGAAUUUGGGCAGAUGUCCAUCAAGGAAUCCGAACUAGAUGGCAAAGGCCUCUCCGCUCGCCCCCACUGGUUCGAGCGUUAUGUCCAGCCUUGCGUUGGGGAGCUGGUGGGCUCUACCUUCUUCAUCUUCAUCGGCUGCACUUCAGUCAUUGAGAAUUCGGAGGGCACUGGGAGGCUGCAGCCGGCACUGGCCCACGGACUGGCCCUGGGGCUGACCAUUGCUGUCCUGGGGAAUAUCAGUGGAGGCCAUUAUAACCCGGCAGUUUCCCUGGGGGCCUGGCUGGUCGGUGGGCUGAACAUGGUGAUGGUCAUCCCAUACUGGAUCUCCCAGCUCUGUGGGGGGCUGAUCGGAGCUGGUCUCGCCAAGGCCAUGUCAGACUGGCAAAGAUAUGAGAAUGCCACAGGGGCAGCGUUCACCACCAUCACCUCCGAUGAGCAACUCCCAGCCGCCGUCCUGGGGGAGAUUGUGAUGACCAUGUUCUUGGUCAUGGCUGUCUGCAUGGGAGCCAUCAAUGAGAAGACCAAGGGCCCCCUGGCCCCCUUCUGCAUUGGCUUCACUGUCACAGCGGACAUCCUUGCAGGGGGUGCUGUCUCUGGAGCCUGCAUGAACCCAGCCAGAGCAUUUGGACCUGCAGUGGUUGCAAACUACUGGGACUAUCACUGGGUGUACUGGGUGAGCCCCAUGGUGGGUGGACUCCUGGUUGGUGCAUUGAUAAGGUUCCUGAUUGGAGACAGGAAGACCCGCAUCUGGCUAAAAUAACUGAUGCCUGGAUGCAGCAGGGCUUUUUGGCCUUCAGCCAUGCUGUCCACCUCUCCUCCCCUGCCAUCCUUCUUGGCCAGACUCAGGACAUCCCUGUCCACUUGGAGGCAAUAGCUUGGACUCCUGGACCCCUUUUCAGGACUUGUUCCUUUCUACCAUUUAUUGUGUGUUUAUUAUUUAUUGCAGCUUCUUUUGUGUGAAUGAAGACAGAUGCAAACCACUGGCUGCUCCGAAUUUGGGAGAGCCUCACUUAGGUACAUUUUGGACCAAAAUUUUGCAGCACCAGAAGGUCCCUUUCUCUCUCCACUUUCAAGGAGGGAAGGGUCUCCUCUUCCUCCUCUUUACCCAGAAUGCUUUGCCACGGCCGUCUGCGCAAAGGAAAACACCCUUCUCUUGGAUGCUGUGAUGUCACAGAUGGUGGGUGAUGCCAUGAGGGUGAUGUCACAGGGCAAUGCCACUAAACAUGAUGCAAUAUUACCCUCAGUUGCUCAGAGUAUGUCAUUCCAACAACAAACUCCCAGUCUAACAAAGCAAGAGAAUAUAUUUCUUCGUGGUCUCUGCAAAUGCACACAAAUGGCGUUAUUCUGCCCCUACGCAGUCAGCUUCAGAACCUUCUUAGCGCUAUUAGCGGCAUUUUAGCGGUAGCAACUGCUUUAUCAGACAGUUUCCUGCCUAAACCCUCCUUUUAUGCGCCGCAAAAGCAGCAUCUAGGAACUCUUCACAGAUUCAUUUUCCUGUCAGACUUUUAAAAUUUGAUUUGAUAGGGUCAAUCUGCAUUUUGGUGGUCAUUUUUUUUAAACAUCGCUGCAAUUUAUUAGAAAACCAAAUAUGUAAAUAUGGGUUUAAAUUCUGAGGUAAAAGUUGUUUAACAACAGCUUGCACUGCGAUUUCUUAGAGAAUCGCGCACUUAUAUGUGGGUUUAAAUUCUGAGGUAAAAAUUGCUUAACGGCUUCUUGCCUCACCUUCGCGUUUGGCAAGGCUCUUUCUUCUCUGAGGAGACUUUUAAAAUUAAACCUGAGGAAAACAUCUUUUCUUUUUAAACGACUGCGCCCUUCGCUGGCGCACUUGCUAAAGUCCCCUUUUUAUUCCUGAGGAGAAUUUUUUAAAAAUGGCGCCCACCUCACUGAGGCGCUGGGCAAAGUCUGUUUGAACUCCUGAGGAGAAUUGCAAAUGGAGGCUGUACCAAAAUGACUCAUUUGUAGUUGCUGGGAGCCCUUAACUCCCAGAAAAUAAGGCUGCAUCCACACUGGAGAAAUAACCCAGUUUGGCACCACUUUAACUUUUUGCUGGCUCAAGGCUAUGAAUUCUGGGAGUUGAAGUCUGUUGUGAGGUCCAGAGAUGAGCUCUCCACUCCGCUCUGGGCCUACAACAAACUCCAACUCCCAGAAUUCCAAACCCUUGAGCCAGGAUGCUGAAAAGCAGUGCCAAACUGGGUUAUUUCCCCAGUGUGGAUGCAGCCUAAGGUGGCGUUCCCACAUGGCCUAAAAUGUUUAUUAGGAUGUGAAUUAAGGGGGCAUCGUUUCCAUUUAACCCCGAAUCCGAUCCGCAUUGCCUCAGAAUCGUUCCCAUUCAGUUUCGAAUCUGAUUUGGGUUUCAUUGUAUAUUCCGGAUUAUAUGCCUAUAAACCGGUUUAAAAAAACAGUAGGUUAUAAUGCGGAUUAUUUUUGAUCCUGGGGUCCGAUUCGCUGUAUCCGAAUGGGAACGACAAGGCUGUCUGAUUCGGGAACCUGGAGAUGGGAGGAGCAGCGCUCAAGAGGCUGACCUUGGGGUGUCACCCUCUUUGUUGGAACAUAAUCCGAAUCAGAAUCGCGCCAAUAUAAUCCGUUUUAUCUGCCAAGUGGGACCGCUCCCUACGCCUUAAGGGAGGCAUGAUAACCUUUCAGUUUUGGUUGAGAAGGGCCCCUGGUCCAGAUGUUUUGGGAACUGUAGCCCCCAUCAUGCUUCCCCAUAGGCUUUGCUGGGCAUCUUCCGACACAAAGACAGAACUGCAAACCCUCUGCCCUGAAGGCCAUUCCUUUGACUGUUGCAGACUGCAGCUCCCAGCAUCCUUAUUAUUUGCCGAUGCUGGCUGCAGGUCGAUGGGACUGGCAAUGCAACAACAUCAGGAGGGUUUUGUGAUUCCCAUUUUUGCUUGCGUUGGUUGCAUUUUCCAGCUUUGCAAUGAGUGCCAGUCUGUCUGGGUUAAUCUCCCUUGCAGCCCUGACUUUCUUCUCCUUUCUUUCUUUCUUUCCUUCCUUCCUUCCUUCCUUCUCAUCCACUUUCCCUCCAUCGCCCUCGGUCUCCUUGCCAAAGCUGGCUGCAAAGAGGCAGCUCCAGAAGCCCUAAUAAGGUGAACCAAAGUGGAGGCGGUGGAAGGCAGGAAGGCAGGCUGUAAAUCACCCGGCUUGUGACGCUGCUAAUUGAUGCCUGAAUAUUCAAACACACAUACACAACACACAACACAGGCACACUCAUUCCACGGCUCUGCAAGAAGCCAAGGGGCCUGGGUCUCUCCUUGAGAAACAACAGACCCAGCUGGGAAUUCGGUUUUUAAAUGGAAGCCGUUUGGCCUUUGAGUUCGCAACCCUAUCAUGGGGAUCAAUGUUCCUUGCAGCCCUGACUUUCUGCACCUUCCUUCCUUCCUUCUUUGCCUACGCCACCAUUUUGAGCAUGACUCAGAGCAUGGCCAGAUUUGUUCAGAAGGGGUUUGAUAUGGUCUUAAUCUGAGGCUGAGAGAAUGUGAUUUGCCCUGUCACCCAAUAGGUUUUCAUGGCUGAGGGGGGUUUCGAACCCUGAUCUCCCAGCAGGGUAACCAGACGUCUCCCCCUUUUCUGGGAUGUGACCUGCAUUUCAAUCUCCUUUCCAGGAGGCACUUCCAAAUUCCUUCCAUUUUGAGCAUGGAUUUACAUUUACACGAGUGCUUUGGUAAUGUCCUGUUUUUCUUGCAUCCUCUCCAUUUAGCACUGCCUUGUCCUCCUUUACAGCAAUGACCUCUGGUCCCCCAGCACCCCAGUCCCUCAGCCUACGUUCCUAUGGGACUUCUUUUUCCAUUUGCCUGGAAAAGUGUAAUUUGGGGGAGCCGGAGGAGCCAGGGUUUUGGCUGCAGCCCCAGAGCUUUGCAUCCUCACCCUGAAACAUGGCAGGAGGAGAUCCUUGAGGGAAAGCAGCUCUGCUGGAGGAGGUUUUUGGGGGAUGGAAAUUUAAGCAUUGCCAUGGCAACCCCUCCUGCCAGCAUCUUCCUGCAUCCUCUCCUUUUGGACCAGGGAGGGCUGCCUUCCCCCAGAGGAGAAAUCACAAAAGGCUGCCCAUGUUUGUGUUUGUUGUUGUUGUUGUUGUGAACAUGCCAGAAAAGCUUCCUUUCUGAAUCGUUUCACCUCCUCCGCCUUUCUUCUCCCAAAGUUUCCUAAACAACCGAACCCACCCUUCCCAGGUCAAGGCCUGAAGCCCCCAUAGAUCCCUCCAAAAUGCUUUUUUAUACCAAGACCAUAAUCGUUCUGCUAUUAAAAGCAAAAGCCAAAGCAGGAACCUGGAUAGCCAAGGGUUGAAUAUUGCAAAAUAUUUCAAGAAAUCAAUUGGAAAACAAACAAACAUUUGCUUUAAGACAGUGUUUCUUUAGCAACCUGAUGUUGUUGCUGUUAUGUACCUUUAGGUACCAUCUUUCUAGAAAGUUCCUGGCAAGAAAAAGCUUGUCAUGUCCUUCUGAGGCUGAGAGAGUGUGACUUGCCCAAGAAUACUUCUGGGUCUCCAAGCCUGAAUAGGGAUUCGAACCCUAAGCUCCCAGAGUUUUGGUCCAACAUUCAAAUCAUGCUGGCUUUCAAACCUAUGGCAAUCUUAUCCUUGAGUUUUCAUGGCCAAAUUUAUUCAGAAGAAACUGAGGCUGAGAGAGAGUCUAACUUGCCCAUGGCCACCCAGUAGAUUCUGCACAACUGAGUUGGGAAUCGCAUUCAGUUCUCCCAGUGCCCUAGUCCAAAACUCAAACUGCUGCACUAUGCUGACUCCGGGUUGACAUUCUCCUAGUUCUUUUCUUGGUAAGAUUUGUUUUUCCAAAGAGGUUUGUCACUUUUGCCUUCCUUUAUGCUUGAGAGGAGAGCCAGUGUGAUUUGAGCAUAGCACUAGGACUCCGGAAACCAGGGUUUGAAUCCUUGGUCAGCCAUGGAAACCCAGAGGGAGGCAAAGGCAAACCCCAUCUGAACAAACCUUGCCAAGAAAGCCCCAUGAUAGAGUCGCCAUAAUUUGGGAAAGACUUGAAGGCGCACAACAACUACAUGAUUGAGAGAAUGUGACUUGCCCAAGGUUCCCCAAUGGGUUUCCAUGGCUAAGUAGGGAUUCAAAGCAUGAUCUUCCUAAUGCUCAGGCAGAAUCUCUUUUCUUGCAAUUGGAACCCAUAAGUUCAUGUCUCUUGGUUCAUGUUCCUAACCCUGGUAUAGAGCUGAGAUUCAGAGGCAAGUUGGUGUUGCCUCUCAUGUAAAGCAUGCAUAGAAAAUUCUGUUUAAAAAUCUCUGGAGAUGGGGGUCCAUCACCCUCCAAUGCCAUCCGUUCCAUUGCCGAACCGCUUUUACCAUCAAGAAAUUCCUCCUAAUGUUUAGGCAGAACUUCUUCUCUUGUAAUCCCUUGGCUCAUAUCCCAGUCUCUGGAGCAGCAGAAAGCAAACUUGCUCCACCUUCUAUAUGACAUCUUUUCAGGAAUUUAAGUAUAGUUCUGUCAUAUCACUUCUCACAGUCUCCUCUUCUCCAAACUAAACAUAUCCAGAAAUAACUCCCGGCAAAGUCGGGUGGAUUUUCUCUUUGGAGAGACCACUGACUUUGGAGGAACCUUGGGGAGAGAAGAAGUAGUUGAAGGGAGUCACACUUCAUUUGGUUUUGCUAAUGGUUAUUGUAUUUUAUAAUAGCUAGUGGUAGACCACUGGCGUGUAUCUAGCAAGGGGGUUUGAUAAUGUUGGCUGGCUCCCGCAGUGUGCUACUUCUCAUGCUCAGAACUGAAUCUUUGCAUCUAUGCACGCAACUGGAAAUGUGAUUUGCAAGUUGCUUUGGGGGGGCUUUGUGGACACCCAAGAUCAGCAUGCGCAUUUGAAAAUAAAUAUAUGCAUGCAAGAUUAAGCUCUCUGA
Messenger RNA from Sceloporus undulatus (fence lizard), 6146 nucleotides. RefSeq names its product aquaporin 8 (gene AQP8). Lineage: Eukaryota; Metazoa; Chordata; Lepidosauria; Squamata; Phrynosomatidae. Bases 292 to 1062 code for a protein of 256 amino acids. The record is from RefSeq and is a predicted model, not a curated record. Gene Ontology annotation, molecular function: water channel activity. Gene Ontology annotation, cellular component: plasma membrane. The transcript has 6 exons. Gene Ontology annotation, biological process: water transport; transmembrane transport.